Messenger RNA from Topomyia yanbarensis, 608 nucleotides. RefSeq names its product ATP-dependent RNA helicase laf-1-like. The annotation marks the transcript as partial. Lineage: Eukaryota; Metazoa; Arthropoda; Insecta; Diptera; Culicidae. The transcript has a single exon. The record is from RefSeq and is a predicted model, not a curated record.
CACAACUCGAACGACACGGAGAAAACGCUGGCGUCUCUCCGUGACGAAACCCACCUCAUUGUGCGGAUCCGACCCGACCCGAGUGGUGGUGGUGGUGCGGGUGGAAUCGAUAGAAGUCGAAACGGAACCGGCAACGGUGCUGGCGAUAACGGUGGAGACAGCGAGGAGGACGACACUGAUGACAAUAUGAUUGAUGCUUCUGGUAGCGUCGGUAGUCGGGGGAGACGAGAUGCAGGCGGAUCAGGGUACCCGAGGCAAUUUUCACGUGACUGUAACUCGGAUGACAAUGAAAAGAGUGCAGGAAGUGGAAGCGAUGAGGACGACUCACUGCUGGUUGCGUAUGAUAGCAACUCGGUGGCAUCCGUUUGACAAUAUCGAAUGCUGGCACGGAUCGCGGCAGAGUUCCAGGCGGACAGUUCCGUGUUGUUGUUCUUGAUUAUAUUUAGUAUUGAGGUUUAUGCGCAGAUUUUUAUAUUUUUCUAGACUACGAUGAGUGUAUAGGUAAGACAUAUUGUUACACUUUGACGGAAAACGAGUUUCCUGUACAAAUUGCUUCCAACGUAAAUAGGACGAGCGGAUGAAAAGAGGUACGAAAAUGAGGCUUUGGA